GGCACACGCUGUCAGUAUACAGAGAUCAAGUGAGGAGUGCGCACGUAUUUUCGCAUUGAUAACAAAGUUAAUUCUUUUAAGAAAGUGUGAAUAAAAAUAGAAAUUCAAAAUGAGGAGAGGAAUGACAUUAAUUCCAAGAUUGUUUUCUCAUUGGUGGGAAGCAUUGGAACAACCACAUCGGUUAUUGGAUCAGCAUUUUGGAAGAGGAUUGCGAGCAGAUCAACUUUUUCCCUCAAUACCAUUUAGAUCAUUUCCUUAUAAUUUUUCUCGACCAUGGAUAGAUUGGGAACGAGAGGAAGAUUGUGGCUGGUCCAUAAUGAGAAAUGAUAAAGAUAAAUUUCGAGUGAUUCUUGACGUGCAACAAUUCAAACCGGAAGAAAUAAAUGUCAAAGUUAUUGAUAAUUUCAUUGUUGUGGAAGGAAAACAUGAAGACAAGGCAGAUGAUCACGGUUUAAUCUCCAGACACUUCGUUAGAAAAUAUUUAGUACCAGAUCAAUGUGAUCCUGAGAAAGCUACAAGUAAUUUGUCUACAGAUGGUAUUUUAACGAUAACAGCACCAUUAAGACCUGAAGCUGCUGAAAGUAAACGGGAAAAAACUAUAAAAAUCGAACAAACGGGGAAGCCUAUGGUAGAAGAUGAACCUCAGAAAAUAAAACAAACACAAUAGAAAAUGAAUUAAUUUUGUAUAUUUAGUAUUUUUAUGUGUUUAUUUUUUACUGUAUUCAUUAGUGUACAGAUAAUUAUAAUUAUUUUUAUAUAUAUAUAUAUACAUAUACAUAUAUAUUUGAAAGAUGUUUGUUUGUGAUGAAGAAUAAAUGAUGUGUAAAUAUAUUAUAAAAAAAUAGU
Messenger RNA from Apis florea (little honeybee), 846 nucleotides. Its product is annotated as protein lethal(2)essential for life. Gene Ontology annotation, cellular component: cytoplasm; nucleus. The record is from RefSeq and is a predicted model, not a curated record. Lineage: Eukaryota; Metazoa; Arthropoda; Insecta; Hymenoptera; Apidae. Gene Ontology annotation, biological process: protein refolding; response to heat.